UUCCAUCUGAUUGCCUUGCCGCCGCCGCCUCCUCCUCUCCUCUUCUUGAAGGGGAGGUAAGAAAGAGAAGCCGCCGGGGUGCACUACACUAGCCGGUCUCUCUCCGAUCACCCGCCUCUCGAACCUUCCAGAACAUUCCGCAAGCUCCCUGCGGUGCGGCGGGGCCCAUCUGCUGCUAGCUCGGCCGAGAGGAGGGGGAGGGGGACCAGAUUGUGAGCGAUGGCCUCGCCGGAGCCAUCCGCAGCGGGUGCCGGAGCCGGUGGCGAGUCGGCGAGCCAGGCGGCAGCGGUGGAGCCGAUCCGGAUGCCGACGGUGGAGGAGAUAAAGGGGCAGGACAUCUGGAACAACUGCGCCGUCCGCAGCGUCGUCAGUGGUGUCAUGGGAGGUGGUCUUGGUGUACUUAUGGGGCUAUUCUUUGGAGCUUUGGACAAUCCAAUAACAGCAGAAGAGAUGACUGGAAGGCAACAAAUAGUAUACACGGCAAAACAGAUGGGCAGGAGAAGCAUAAGCAAUGCCAAAACCUUUGCAGUCAUGGGGCUGAUUUUCUCCGCAGCUGAAUGUGUCAUAGAGAAGGCUCGGGCAAAGCAUGACACCACCAAUACAGCGGUAGCUGGCUGUGUCACAGGAGGAACUUUAGCUGUAAGAGGUGGCCCUAAAGCUACAUGCGUUGGAUGUGUGGGUUUUGCUGCCUUCUCAGUGGCGAUUGAGAAGUUCUUUGAUCGGCAUACUUGAAAUGAGUGUUGUCACUUUGAAAUGAACCCUUUUUAUAGCAAGUAUAAGCAGCAUUGGCAGAAGAACCCGGUUAUUUGCAACAUUCAGAUAUUGACAUCUCUUGAGAAAUCUUGUAACCUAAUAUUUUUUUCUAUUUUCAAUUUCUUACCCGGCAUCAUAGUUAUAACUAGAGCACCUACGAGGCCUACCGGAGUCAAUAUUCAUGCCAUUGACAAAGUUCUUCCAAUCUGUCUUAUAUUUUUAUUGACAUCUGCAGUCAAUGGGUUUCUAUAUUGUUGUCACAAUAUGUAAGUUGCUGACUGAUAUGUUGUGCCAUUCCUUCCUUAAUUUUACAAUCUCCACUAUAUAAAGCACAAGUUGGUUCGUGUGUU
Molecule: messenger RNA, 1103 nt
Organism: Phragmites australis (common reed)
Lineage: Eukaryota; Viridiplantae; Streptophyta; Magnoliopsida; Poales; Poaceae
Product: mitochondrial import inner membrane translocase subunit TIM22-4-like
Exons: 4
Coding region: 220-732 (170 amino acids)
Biological process (GO): protein insertion into mitochondrial inner membrane
Cellular component (GO): TIM22 mitochondrial import inner membrane insertion complex
Molecular function (GO): transmembrane protein transporter activity
Source: RefSeq, a predicted model, not a curated record